AUGAAAAGGCCCAAACAAACCAAACCCUCGCGCGGAGCCUGAGAAAAACGCAAGCAGCAGCGUGCAAAGGGGCAGCAUCCACAUGGUGAGCGAAGGAACGCCUCUUGCAAACCGCAAAACCCCAAUUCGCAGCCACAAAAAAUUAAGGAAAAACCAAAAGAAAUUGGGAUAAUCCGACUCAGAAUCCCACGAAAGGCUCACAACAAUCCACGCACCCACAAAUCUUUUUCCAAAACCCCAAAUCUCCAAUGGGUCGCACCUAUUUCUCUUCUCCGAGAAUCACUGCUUUCGGAGAAGACACAAGUAGAUGCUUCGGCUGAAUGUGUACUGCAGCAGUUGCUGCUCUCUGAUUCCAGAAGGCAGAGAUGUGAGGACUGGCUUUGGAUUUGGGCCGUCUCUGGUGAUCCGAUUGAGGCGAAAUCGGAGGCUGAAUCGAAGGGUUUUAGCCAAAGCCUUGAAGGAUGAUCAGAAAGACGGCGCCGGCGGCAGAUUUCCCGGCCAGAAAUGGGACCCUGGUUUGGAAAUUGAAGUCCCUUUUGAACAACGGCCGGUGAAUGAAUACUCAUCUUUAAAAGACUCUGCAUUGUAUUCAUGGGGGGAGCUGGGAGCUGGGCCAUUCUUCCUUCGCCUUGGAGGGCUUUGGUUGGUAAGUUUCACGGUCUUAGGAGUUCCCGUUGCAGCCGCAAGCUUCAAUCCAUCAAGGGAACCUUUGCGAUUUGUGCUUGCUGCUGGAAUUGGAACCCUUCUCCUCGUCUCCUUGAUUGUCCUGAGGAUAUAUCUGGGUUGGAGUUACGUGGGAGAUAGGCUGUUAUCGGCAGUCAUACCUUACGAAGAGAGUGGAUGGUAUGACGGCCAAAUGUGGGUUAAACCCCCUGAGGUUCUGGCUCGUGAUAGAUUGUUAGGAUCUUACAAGGUUAAACCAGUGAUCAACAUGCUGAAACAAACUCUAGUUGGAACAGGGGUUGUUCUUGUCUCAGCUGUAUUAUUGUUCAUAUUUUCUACACCAGUGGAGGAUUUUGUACAAACCACACUUUCCUCAAAACAAAGCACAUCAUCCAACGUUAAUCCAGAUUCAAUCAUCAACAAAAAAUACAACUUAAGAAAGGACGAGUUGCUUCGGUUACCAGUUGAGGUCAUGGCCGACGACGAGCUUGCAGCGGCAGCAGCGGAGGCAGCCGAUGGAAGACCGGUUUACUGUAGAGAUCGGUAUUAUCGAGCAUUAGCAGGAGGACAAUACUGCAAAUGGGAGGACUUGGUUAAGUAAAUACAAAGCUAGGUGAGAAAUAUUCAAAAGCAACUUGGUUUCUGUUUAAGCUGGGGAAGAAAUGUUCAAAUGAUUGCAUGAUUCUAUAUAGUUUGGCAAUUAAUUGUAAGCCUUAUUUUUUAUAUUUGUUACAAUAUUCCUAAUAAGUUUUAGUUAUGAAAGGUUAUGGAAAGAGAAUUACUA
Cucurbita maxima (winter squash) is the source of this 1447-nucleotide messenger RNA. RefSeq names its product protein CONSERVED IN THE GREEN LINEAGE AND DIATOMS 27, chloroplastic. The transcript is spliced from 7 exons. Lineage: Eukaryota; Viridiplantae; Streptophyta; Magnoliopsida; Cucurbitales; Cucurbitaceae. The record is from RefSeq and is a predicted model, not a curated record. The coding region runs from base 308 to 1264 and encodes 318 amino acids.